GUAACAUCGAUAUAAGACGGUAGAUUACUACGUGAAUCAAAAACAUAAAUAAAGGUUAGCAGUAGUCAAUAAAGAGACGUAUUUAGUCGUUUAAAAUGCUUGAUAAUUUAUUAAACGAAUGAAAUAAGAUUACUCAAUAUUACAACUAUGCAAUCAUAUUGUUUAAUAGUGUGCAAGCAGUUUUAACAAUUGUGUGUUUACAAUUCUAACCUAAAAUGGGUCGAAGUCAUACACCAUCACCAGGAAGACGACGUGAUCGUUCCAGGGAACGUGAUCGUGAAAGAGAUCGUCGAAGACGACGAUCACGUGAAAGACGUCGGAGAUCUGCAGAACGUGAUAGAGUAAAAUCAAGAGAUAGAGAAAGAGAACGAGAUCGUGAUAGGGAAAGACAUAAACGAUCAUACAGUAGAUCUAGAUCUAGGGAACGAGACAGACCUAAACCCAGAGCCAAAAUAUCUACAGCAGAACGUCCUGUUAUAACAGAGGCAGAUCUUCAAGGAAAAACACCAGAAGAACAAGAAAUGAUGAGAAUGAUGGGUUUUUGUGGCUUCGAUACUACCAAAGGUAAAAAGGUUGAAGGAAAUGAUGUAGGUGCAGUACAUGUUAUUCUAAAAAGAAAGUAUAGACAGUAUAUGAAUAGAAAAGGAGGCUUCAAUAGACCACUUGAUUUUGUAGCAUAAAUAUUUCAACAUUUGAAAAUACCAAUUAGUGAAAUUUUUUUAAAUCAAUUUCAUAA
This is a messenger RNA of Polistes dominula (European paper wasp), 736 nucleotides long. RefSeq names its product U4/U6.U5 small nuclear ribonucleoprotein 27 kDa protein yantar (gene ytr). The record is from RefSeq and is a predicted model, not a curated record. Gene Ontology annotation, cellular component: precatalytic spliceosome. Gene Ontology annotation, biological process: RNA splicing. Lineage: Eukaryota; Metazoa; Arthropoda; Insecta; Hymenoptera; Vespidae.